CCUCCUCUUCACCAUGUACAUGCUGCCCCUUGGUCAGAUCAUCCGCCACCAUGGUCUCAGCUUUCACUCAUAUGCUGACGACACACAACUAUAUCUUAGCACCAAACCAUCCACCCAGCUACCCCCACAGUCACUUGUAAACUGCCUGCAUGCAAUACAAAUCUGGAUGUCAUUUAACUUCCUAAAACUCAACAGCAACAAAACCGAGCUCAUGGUUGUGGCACCCAAGGCCCUGCUCCGGAAGGUUGGAGAUCUCCACCUGGACAUUGACGGCUGUUCCUUCUCCCCAUCCUCGGAAGUCCGCAACCUGGGUGUCAUCCUGGACCCAACUCUAUCAUUCCAGUCUCACAUCAGGUUCAUCACCAAAUCCGCCUUCUUCCACCUAAAAAACAUCUCACGUCUCCGGCAAUCACUCUCUGACUCUGUGACAGAAACCCUCGUCCAUGCUUUCGUCACCUCCCGUUUGGACUACUGCAAUGGAGUUCUGUCCGGGGUUCCUAGCAAGCCCUGGACAGGCUCCAGUAUGGGCAAAACUCAGCUGCCAGGGUUCUCACCCGCACCAAGCCCUGGCAGCACAUCACCCCCACCCUCAUCCACCUCCAUUGGCUCCCGGUCAAGGCCCGCAUCACCUACAAAAUCCUCCUCCUCACCUACAAAUCCUCAAUGCCCUGGCUCCUCAGUACCUAUCUGACCUCCUCCACCCCUAAACACAGUCCCGGAACCUGAGAUCCUCAGGCACGGGUCAGCUCUCCAUCCCUCACACAAGACUGCGAA
This is a messenger RNA of Sebastes umbrosus (honeycomb rockfish), 774 nucleotides long. RefSeq lists its product as uncharacterized. Bases 14 to 691 code for a protein of 225 amino acids. The transcript is spliced from 2 exons. The record is from RefSeq and is a predicted model, not a curated record. NCBI's taxonomy places the organism in Eukaryota, Metazoa, Chordata, Actinopteri, Perciformes, Sebastidae.